AUGCGCGGCUUCAACCUGAAAGGACUGCAACUGCUGCUCCUGUCCUUGACGCUCACGGGCACCAGUGCACACUCCUGGGUCGAACAACUGACCGUCAUCGCGCCCAACGGCACCUUCGUCGGCCCACCCGGCUACCCCCGAGGGAAUGCACUCCGCACAUCCGCAGACUACAGCGACAAGAGCAUGACCUACCUCGCCACCGACCAACUAUGCAAAGACACCCAGCAAACGCAGACGCAGACAGACAAAAGCCCCCGGCUGCAGGCCAGCCCCGGAGCCCCCAUCGCCCUGCGCUACCAAGAGAACGGCCAUGUGACGCUCCCCGAUACCCAAAAGGGCAAGCCCAAGAACCGCGGGACGGUCUACGUCUACGGGACGACGAAUCCCAAGGAGGGCGAGAAGCUCGCCGACGUCCACAAGGUGUGGAACCGCGACGGGACAGGAGGAGACAAGCGGGGGGUUCUGCUGUCGACGCAGGACUUCGACGACGGCCGCUGCUACCAGGUCAACGGCGGUCCGAUCUCCACCUCCCGCCAGGCUCAGUUCCCCCAUCCCACAGACCAGCUCAUGGGCGCCGACUUGUGGUGUCAACAUGAUCUCGCCUUGCCUACCAAUGCCCCCUCGGGCAAGCCCUACACCCUCUACUGGGUCUGGGACUGGCCCACCGCCGCCGGGGCCGACCCCGGUCUGCCGGACGGCAAGCAGGAGAUCUAUACGACCUGCAUGGACGUGGACGUGGCGGGUGAUCCCCAGACGAAGCAGCCGGCCAAAUACAACUCGGACCAGCCGCUCAACAGCGCGGCGAUCCCCGCCCAGUUCGCACAGACCAUGGGGUCCUCUGGACCUUCCGGUACACCUUCUAAGUUAGCCCCUCUCCAAACGGCCGCCGCCGCCAUCCAAACGGCCGUCGCCGCCAUCCGGAGGGUCGCCGCCGAUGCCAGGCAAGCCAUUCCCGCCGAUACCAUUCAAGUCGUCGCCGCCGAUGCCAUCCAAAUCGUCGCAGCUGAUUCCAUCCAAGUCGUCGCCGCCAAUGCCAUCCAAGUCGUCGUCCCAGGCGCCUUCCAAGUCGUCCCCGCGCCCACCGCCGGGAGCCACCGUGACCUCGUUCGUGACUUUGAUCCGGACGGUGUCUCCCACUGGGUGUACGCCAGGCGUGGCUCCUUGAGGAUCCCUUGCACGAGUGUAUGCUUGGUGUAG
This is a messenger RNA of Aspergillus candidus, 1197 nucleotides long. RefSeq lists its product as uncharacterized. The record is from RefSeq and is a predicted model, not a curated record. Bases 1 to 1197 code for a protein of 398 amino acids. The transcript has 2 exons. Lineage: Eukaryota; Fungi; Ascomycota; Eurotiomycetes; Eurotiales; Aspergillaceae.